UUUUUUGUGGUUUCUCUGACUUAUAUUUUAGAUUUCUUUAUUCCUUUUCUCCUUUUUUGACUGAAAUCAUUCUAUAAAACCAAAGGAAGAUAUGAGAUAUGAUACAAACUUUUAUUUAAAUUACUUCUAUUGACCUCUUUAUUUAUUUUUAAAUGAUGUAUACAUAGGCAAGGUUUACAAUAAUUUGCAAUCAUGGAUUGUGGAGAUGAUUGGAAAGUUUUUAUUGUUUUAAAUUUCUUACUGGUACUUUUAUUACUUUAAAAAUACUUUUAUUUUUAAGGAAAAUAUUUCCUUAAAGAUGUGUCUACAAGGACCGAUAUUUUAAUGAAUUCAGACCAAGUUUUUGGAGACCUGUACAUUGAUCACUAGAUCAAUAUUCAGAUGUUCUUUUACUGUCCUUUAUCUCCCUUCAAAUUCACUUUUCUUAGAUUCUCACAGAAAAGAUGAGGUCACGGAUGACAUUAUAUAUAACGUAACUGGUUUGUGCAAAAUAUAACAGUGGGACAUAAAAUUCAAUUACCCCCCCCCCCCCAAGGACAACCAACUCAUUUAAACUAAAGGAGACAGAUUUCAGAGACAUUCAAGAGAAAUAGAGAUCAAAGAAAACAAUAAAACAUUGUUACAAUUUUUCGAGUUGGGACGGGGCACAGUGCAGACUCACUCUGAUAUCGUGGGACUGUGGACACAGAAGGACUUUUACCAUGUGUCUUACACAUCUGAUCCUCUGGUGAAUAAACCAUGUGGAUUCUAGUUGGUUAGGGCAGCAGGACUCACACAGUAACCAAACUCCCUUCUUGCCUCUCUGUCGUCUGUGCUACCAGCAUCCCUACAGUUAGGUCUCAAACAUUCUUCAUAAUCUCCCCUCAGUGACAGCAGCUGUCAGAGGGAGUGUGGUUAGCCCUGGCGUAUUCUAGUCUGGACACUGUAGUGUAACACUCACAGAGACCUUUCCACCCUCUUCUCCAGCAACCACCGCCUUCUUUACUCCAGUGGGCCCUGGAUCACAGAUUAUCUCUGUCUCUUGUUAAUUGAGGCUGAAUAGGACCAGAGGGAUUAAUGGGGAAGUGUGGGUGUGUUUUAUCCAGGAACUGCCAUAUCUCUGCUGCUCCACGAUUUUGGACGAUGAGGGAAAAACAGUGACAUAUUUCAUUACCUGCCUCUGUCACUUAACUGUACUUCUCUAUUACAGGAUAUCAUGCCAUAAGUUGUGGGUGUUCUAGACCAAUUAAUUGAACUACUGCCACCACUCUGAGGACUUCGAGUUCUUAAUCUAUAAAAUAGAAGUCGCAAAAUUUAUCAUAAAUACUAGAUAGGUUGGUGUAGAAAUAAUGUUUAAUUUGGAUGAAAGUGUCUACAAACUCUUUACAGUGCUAUACAAAUAUAAGUGGUGUUAUUAUCAUUAUAAUUUUAUCAAUUUAUAUGCAAUUGUAUAUUUCCAGGAGAUCAGAAACAGACUUAGCAUUGUCUAUCUCUUUUUCUAAUUCCUAAAAAAUGGAAAGGACCAGCAGUUUAACUCUUAGGAAACUGAGGUGAUAUUACCAUCCACUUACAUUUCCUUCUUAACCAGGAAUUUCCAGACCUGAGUGAUGGCUGUUGAGAACUGCACUAUGUUUACUGACUUCAUAUUCCUAGGUCUUUCUGACAGACAGGAUGUGCAGCAGGGGCUCUUUGUGCUCUUUCUGCUGGUCUAUGGCAUAACUGUGAUUGCCAAUCUAGGCAUGAUCCUGCUGAUCAAGACGGACUCCAGACUCCACACGCCUAUGUAUUAUUUCCUGAGCAAUCUGUCAUUCUGUGAUGUUGGCUACUCCUCUACUAUCACUCCCAAGAUGCUGGCUGAUUUCUUAUCUGAGCAAAAGACAAUUCCAUAUAAUUUGUGUGCCAUUCAGUUGUAUUUUUUUGGGGCCUUUGCCAAUGCAGAAUGUUUCAUGUUGGCUGUCAUGGCAUAUGACCGUUAUGUAGCCAUUUGCAAUCCACUUCUUUAUACAAGUGCCAUGUCCAGGAGAGUCUGUACCCAGCUAGUGGCCAUUGUGUACAUUGAAGGUUUGGUCGAUUCAGUAAUCCAUACCUGUUGCACAUUUCAAUUGUCAUUCUGCAAUUCCAAUAUCAUCAAUCACUUUUUCUGUGACAUCCCACCCUUACUAGCCCUCUCCACCUCAGACACAACCAUCAAUGAGAUUGUGUUGUUCACUUUUGGUAGCUGUGUUCUGGGAUGCAGCAUCAUCACUGUCCUCCUGUCUUACAGCUACAUCAUAACUACCAUCCUUAGAAUGAACUCAGCUGAGGGAAGACGCAAAGCUUUCUCUACUUGCACCUCCCACUUAACCACUGUGGCUAUAUUUCAUCUUACACUCCUGUUCACGUAUUUGCGACCCAGCUCGAGUUACUCCAUGGACACAGACAAAAUGUCCUCUGUUUUCUACACAGUUGUCAUCCCUAUGUUAAACCCACUGAUCUACAGCUUAAGGAAUAAUGAUGUAAAAAGUGCCCUGAAAAAAGCAAUUAGCACUAAAUUAUCUUCUGGGUGACACUGUGUUUUCACCAAAAAAUAUUUAUUCAAAGAUUCUGAGAGCUAAAAUUCAGUUACUUUGACAUAGAUUCCUAUAGUGUCACCAACGUAUCUUUUAGAUAUUUUACAUUAAUUAUCUUUGUGCUUAAAUUGAGUUUAGGGAGCAGUCAUUUCUGAUCUUAAUCUUCUCUGCAAGCUAAGAAAGACUAAGUAAUAAGUUAACUUGCAAAGAGGAUAUUUUUAUAUUUCCCAUCUCUGUUUAUGGUUGUACCCCUGUGAGAUAUCAUUGGUAGAGCAAUCCCUCCAUCCACGGCAAAUCAACUUACCCUCUUAAAGCUCCAAUUAUUUAUUUUUUUUAGGAAGAUUAGCCCCAAGCUAACAUCCGUGCCCAUCUUCCCUUAUUUUAUA
Molecule: messenger RNA, 2914 nt
Organism: Equus caballus (horse)
Lineage: Eukaryota; Metazoa; Chordata; Mammalia; Perissodactyla; Equidae
Source: RefSeq, a predicted model, not a curated record